This is a messenger RNA of Siniperca chuatsi (mandarin fish), 3684 nucleotides long. RefSeq names its product coiled-coil domain containing 107 (gene ccdc107). Gene Ontology annotation, cellular component: neuronal cell body; intracellular membrane-bounded organelle; neuron projection. Bases 231 to 1259 code for a protein of 342 amino acids. NCBI's taxonomy places the organism in Eukaryota, Metazoa, Chordata, Actinopteri, Centrarchiformes, Sinipercidae. The transcript is spliced from 6 exons. Gene Ontology annotation, biological process: protein localization to cell surface; synaptic transmission, cholinergic. The record is from RefSeq and is a predicted model, not a curated record.
UUCUGAAAACGUCCUUUCCGGAAGUCCUGUUCUUGUUAUUGCAGCGGUGCAGCUGUUCUGAGCCGAACAGGCUGCCUUUAUCUCUCAAAUAUCACCUUGUUUUUACUGUUGUCAUUUCCACAGUCUAACGUUUGCCAGCGGCCUCCCGUCUCUUUAGCCACACACCUUUUAGCGGCUGGCGUUGCUUCUUUUCCGCGGGUGUCUCGUGCCGUUUGUGUGUUCACGAGAGGAUGGUUUUGUCAACAUCACAACAAGUCGCCCUGGCUUUCACAGCCGUGCUUUUCACGUUUGUCGUCCUGCCCAGGUUGUUUGGCGUCGGCGGCGGGACCGGGACGAAGGAAACUAGAUUUGACCCUCGCUACACCAGAAAAGCCACAGGUUCGGGCCCGGGCGCAGUGAGAGGUCAGCCCAUUAACUUGAACGCCCCCGGUUCACCUCAGACCCCUGAGAACGUGCAGCAGAUGAAGAAGCUGAUGGAACAAGAGCUGAAGAGUGACAAAUACAAAUCCAACAGCAACAAGGGCUACGUGUUCACACUGAUGCCUCUCUACGCUAUCGGAGUUGGAGUGUUUGCAGCCUACAAGUUUUUGAAGAUCAAAUCUGCAGAUGACCAGGCACAAAAGGACAAAUUUGCAAAAGGGGCCAAAAAAUCAGUAGAGGCAGAGAACCAGUUGAACGAGCUGGAACAAAGGCUAGCACAGACAGAGAGGAUGCUCAAUUCCAUCCUCACCCAGCUGGACCCGCUCACUAACUGCGUGAAGUCAGUGGCCCAGGAGCAGAAGAACGAGAUCAUGUCUCAACUCCAGACAAUCCGGUACCUGAUGAAGAAGAGAGGAAUGGACUGUCCACCCCUGAACAUCAACGAGGCAUCCUGCGGGCGUAAUCUGGAUGACCUCAUUGAGUCACUCGGACUCAACGACACCUCGGCAGCGGAAGCUUCUCUGGUGGACAAGCAGACCUCUGCGGGAACAGCUUCUGAAAAAGUCUAUCAAAAGCAUUUGGAAGCUAAAGAUGAAGCUGCAUCAGAAGGUGAAGAGAUGAAGGAGCUCAUACCAGAGGAAUCUGACAGGGAAGCAGAGGAAGAAGGGAAUGUGGAGGAAGAGGACAGUGAGGAGGAGGAGGAGGAGGAGGAGGAGGAGGAGGGAUUGGAGGACUCUGAGCUCAUGCCUUCACUAGAGGACUUAUAUGAGACAAACAUUGAGGAGGUUGGAGCGGAGCAGCCUGCGUCCAGCCUCAGGCGACGCAACAGGCCUGAAUGAACUCACUGCAGGACUUCUGCACUGUUGACAGAUUAUUAUGAAUAUUUAAAUCUAAUAUCUAAAAGGCUUUCAUUCCAAAAGGCUGUCUACAUAUUCAACAAAACAUAUAUUGCAUUCAUAAGAAACAAUAACCUCAUAAGGAAAGCUCUCUAACAGUAAACACACAGAGCUCUAUUUUCCUGUUGCACUCUCAAAGACCAGACAAACUGUAGUUCAUGUGUCAAGUGCAUCUGCUGUUAUUGCCCAUAAUAGCACAGUGUCAGACUGAAAACCCCCUGCUCUAAAUGGUUCUGAAGUCACAUUUCUGUCAAUAGUUGGCACCAAAUAAUGAGGUGAGUGACAUUGUGCUGAAAACAGACCAGGGGCCAGAUGCAUACCACUUGUGUAAAAACCUAAACAGAAUUCUGUCUUAUUUUUCAUCUCCACCUUAUCAUCUCACCCACAGAUCAGUAUACAAAAACAUGUGCGCAUAGUCUGAAGUAUGCAUGAUUGUGCACACAUUCUCACCACACAUUGUGUAUAAACACAUAUUGUUUGUACAUCUGGCUCCCAGGUCCUCAGACAUCCAUUCUCAGCGCUAUGUCUUUCAUCCCAAAGCCAACACUUUGCCUUGCGAUGCCUCAUCUGCUUGGGACUUGCAUCUUGUUGCUGCUCGCACCUUUGCACCAUGUGCACUGGGCACAAAAACACAGACGAGACAGGCAAACCUACCCUGUGGUCAGGGUUGGGAAAAGUCCAACAUAGCAUAGUGCUACUUGUUUUAGUCUUUGUGCUGACAUGAAAAUAGAGCCCAUAAUGUCCUUUUACUUUCCUGUUUUGUACUUUAUUUUUUCAAACACAAAUUGUCACCUUUUUAAACUUGCCUGAUUUUGGAAUGAAACUUAUAUGCUUAUUUUGUUUCACUAGCUCUGCCAUCGGUUUAGGCUUGCACCUGCUUGAAUGCUGAAGCCAAACAUUUUAAAGUGUAUAAUUUACGUUAAAGGACGUUGUGGUCCGUGUCACCUGCUGCUUAUUUGCCUUUACCAUUCCUUUCUCAUGAUGGACAACUUGUCAAACACAGAGGUAACUAAUAACAAUCAUGACUGCAUUCCAUUCAAGUGUUGCAGUUCAAGGGUCCUGGUAUUGUGAAUGCUGGCGCACUGACAUGUCUUACUGGGACACUUAAAUGGAACAAAACCAUUGUUAAUAUUAUUAGUCGCACCUGUGCUCUUCCUGCUAUGACAAGUAAAAAUGUCUGCAAUGAAAAAGGUCUUUUGAUGUGAUUUAUUCCACUAUGAUAAACAGGAGCGUGGACGUUUUUAAAAACCCAGCUUCUCUGUCCGUUAGUCUAGAGAAAAUGUGCUUUUCAUUGUUGCAUCUUACCCUGCCUAAUCCUCUGCUGCCACCCCCGACCCCUAUUGGCUAUCUGAAAAUUGCAGAGAUGGAUGAUUUCAUGACAAAAUCCAUAGAAGUCUUAACAUAAACAAUUUUAAUAAAUGUUGUUUAAAGGGAGUGACACUAACACUGCUGGAUGCGAUGAGCCUAUUUACACUGCAUGAUGUUUUAAUUUAUUUAUUCAAGAGGAAAAUGACAAUCACUUGAUCAACCAGAAACAUUAACUCACGUUACAUUUUUCUACUGUUUCACUGCUAUAUUACUUUUUUGCAUAUUUUUAUGUUUGCUGAGUACGAGUAUCGACGAAAGGAAUCAGUUAUCACUCUGCCUUAUAUUUCAAGAUUUUUUGAGUUGAAAUCCUUGAGAGGCCACUGUGAGGAGGCUUUCAGGUCUGUUUCCAUGUUGUCUGUUGCUGGGAAACAUACAUCAAGCUACUAUCAGGGUGCUCUAACUUUACAUUUCCAAACACAAUGAACAAAUUGGGGUCCUGAUUAAAAAUUUUUAAAGAAAUCUUGUUGUAAUUUGUGCUGAUGUCAGUUAAUACCCAACGCUGCAUUCAUGACUGCAAUUAUGGCUACAACAGUUAGAAUAGUCAUUAAUCUUUUACAGAUUAGCACUGCACUUGAGGAUAACACAGUACAUAAUAGUAGCCCAAUGUUGAUGUAAUGAAAUGUGCUAAAAGUUUGGUAAAAAUCACAUUAAAAAAAGUAGUAGUUAUCAUUUUUGCCAAAAUUAGAAGCCCCUGUAGCAUUUAUUGCCAUAAUAUAAGAUCAAGGCGUGAAUUCUUAUCAUUACCUUAUUAGUAAUGAAAUAUUUGACCGGUAGACACUGCAGGAUGUUUGGGUCGGCUUCAUAUUUCUGUUUUCACUGUUUUACUGAGUUCUGACACUAAGUUUUACACAUAUAAAUUACUGCCGCAACUCUACCACAAAUCUUUGCCUUCAUUUAUUUUGUAAAUGUUUUGCAUCAGUUCUUCCCCUUUAUGCUUUCAUGUGGGGGUUGAGUGAGGAAACUCUUGCCGUCGUAGAAAAUAAAACAACUCAAAAAGUAA